GCCAAGCCACCAGACCCACGCAACCUGUCACCUCAUUGGGUUUUAUCAACUUAUUCGUCUCAAACCCCCCUACCUCCAAGGACUCUCCAGGGCGCGCGGCACAGGAUGAUCUAACAUUGGCAUUCAUUAGCAGCGAGACGCAUGAGUUUUGGUGUUGCCAGGUUGCGUCGGGAAUCUUGGUUCUUGCACUUCUUACAACAUUGUAAGCAGAUUCAUCAGAUUCAUCACACCUACUAGUCGGUACUGUACUACCUAGGGCAUGUUGUAUGGGCUGUACAAUACAAUACAAUACAAUACAACUUUGGUGGUAAAUGAAAAAGAACGAAUCACCCAAGACCCGUAUCCCUUUGGCGCACUAUUUUAGCUAUUGUACACCUUUGCACUCUUUUCGCGCCUUUCCUUCACCCCUUCUCGACCUCCCCCCAUAUAACCUCACGCCCCUUAGUUCUGGUCCCAUCUGAUGCCGAAAUACGUAAAAGCCUAUAAGGCUACACGAUAAAGCUUUGGUUCAAAUAUGCCCGAGGACGACCGUCACAUCCCAGCUUUAAACUCCAUUUCCCCUCUACUUGCUCAUCCUUACAGCAAAAUGCCCGACCAUCGUUCCCCGAGUCUACCGGUACGCAAAUCCAAGUUCAGCGCCCUCGUCAUCGGUUCCUAUGUUUUCGACUGGAUAAUACUUGUCGUUGUCGGCGUCGUUGGUGUCAUAUUAGGCAAUGUCACACCCAAUAAAAGACCCUUUAGUUUACAAGACCCCAAUAUAUCUUUUCCAGUUACCGUUCACGAAACCGUAAACUCGGCUCUAUUAUUGAUUUGCAAUGCUGUCAUUCCGAUCGCAGUUAUCUUAAUCGUCGUUUUAAUCUUCGUCCCCGGACCAACUGUACCGAAGGGCACCCCCAAGUCUCUAAUCUGGAAGCGGAAGCUAUGGGAGUUACAUACGGGGUGGCUGGGUUUGGCCUUAUCUCUGAUCUCGGCUUGGAUCAUCACCCAGGGCAUGAAGAAUCUUUUUGGAAAACCGCGGCCGGAUCUCUUAGAUAGAUGUCAGCCCGACAUCCUCAAUGUGGCCGACUAUAUCGUCGGCUUCCAUACCCCAGCCGAUGACGGUUCCUUGAAUGGCAUAUAUAAUGGUCAAUUAGUUAGUGCGAAUAUCUGCAAAAAUCCAGACCGACACUUUCUCGACGAUGGGUUUCGCAGUUACCCUUCGGGACAUGCAAGUUCUGCCGCCGCAGGAUUGAUUUACCUCUCAUUCUUCUUGGCUAGCAAGUUUGCCAUCACGAUCCCGUUCGUACCACAUGACGCGGCAUCAAGCGACACGGGCGCAGUUACUGCCUUCCCGUCACGGCUGCGAAACCGUACUACCGACACAUCCUACGAAGCAGUGCGACGCGAGCACACAGAUGGGUCAGGGUCUUUCUCUGACCCAGCGACUGUCAGACAGAUUGGGCUACAUAACUCGGCCAUCAUUUCCAUCCGCAGACAAGCGGCCGCGCCGCCUCUUUACCUCCUCGUCAUAACCGUUCUCCCAUUUUUCACUGCCAUAUUUGUCGCCAGUUCGCGUUGGUUUGACUUUAGACAUCACGGAUUCGAUAUUCUUUUUGGGUUCAUAAUAGGCACCAUUACAGCGUGGUUCGCUUUCCGGUAUUAUCAUAUGCCGAUCCGAUCUGGCGCUGGAUGGGCUUGGGGUCCUCGCAGCCACGACAAGUCGUUCUGGGCUGGUCUAGGGUCUUGGAGUUAUGCGUCGGACAAUAAACAUUGGGUUAGGCCCGGCGAUGAAGCAGAAGGACACGCUGGACAACGCAUAGACGAUAUCGAGUUGGGCAUGCGACUGAGGAAGGGGGAAGAUCCAUCACGCGGGGAAAGUUCAGGAACCGCCGGCGUUUUGGACGAACGAAUUUGAGAGAAAAUCACCUUGAAUUUAGAGGGAUAGCGUCGUGUUUUCUGGUACGAUUUUGACUGGAGUAUAUGGGAUGGCAACCUUGCAUAUGUGAAGAAUCCAUCCUAGGGCUGCGCAUAGACGGGGUUUGGGGAAGGCAGACUGCGGCCACUCACUCACGAAGUCAACUUCAACAGAUUUACUACAUUGCUAUGCAUAAAUCAAGAUACGCGAUAUCAAUGAUGAUGAAUUUGCUCGCCAUUCAAGCAGUACUUCUUCUCCUAUAUACACGGAUGUAGGCAGGAUGGACAAAACACAUAAAGCAAUGCGGCUGUUAGAGCUAAGAUGUGAUAAUGAUAAUGGAAUGGAGAUGACUGUUCUUGAGUCCCAGGCAUCUUGAUCAGAUAUACUUUAGUUAGCAGAGCGUUUAAAAAGAGGUGUAGGUGUUGUAUAGUCUAUCCGAGACCAUGUUUAUUUACCGCGAAACAGUCGUUCAGGUUAGGCGUCUUUCCAGAACCUGACGGAAGGAGAGAAACACUUAAUGGAAUUGGAUUGAUGAG
Molecule: messenger RNA, 2430 nt
Organism: Hypoxylon fragiforme
Lineage: Eukaryota; Fungi; Ascomycota; Sordariomycetes; Xylariales; Hypoxylaceae
Product: acid phosphatase/Vanadium-dependent haloperoxidase
Exons: 3
Coding region: 515-1894 (459 amino acids)
Biological process (GO): phospholipid metabolic process
Molecular function (GO): phosphatidate phosphatase activity
Source: RefSeq, a predicted model, not a curated record